Messenger RNA from Aspergillus aculeatinus CBS 121060, 948 nucleotides. RefSeq names its product general transcription factor IIH subunit TFB6 family. Gene Ontology annotation, cellular component: transcription factor TFIIH holo complex. The record is from RefSeq and is a predicted model, not a curated record. Lineage: Eukaryota; Fungi; Ascomycota; Eurotiomycetes; Eurotiales; Aspergillaceae. Bases 1 to 948 code for a protein of 315 amino acids. The transcript has 3 exons.
AUGGGAGGGGGGGGAGGCUUCAUCCCACCAUCAGCACAUCUUCCAUCCCCGACACCCACCACAUCCACCGCAACCCCAUCGCUUCUCCCCAAACCACGAGCCCACCCUUUGCGGCCGGGUUCCGCCAAAGAAGCCACGGUCCUGGAGUAUAUCGACAAGAAGCUUCUGUCCAUCAACCGCCGGCAUGCUAAGAAGUUCAGCGGGGCUCUGAUUGGUGAUAACAACAACAGCAGCAAUAGCAACAGCAAUGGCAGCAACAGCCAGCGCAUAGCACCGGUGGCUGAGUCGGAAAGGGGCUACGAGAGCUUCAAGGAAGUAGCGAAAGACUUUGAGAGUUUGGUGGAUGUUUUGUGGGUCAGUGGGACUCCUUCAUUACAGAUACCCUACCUGAUCUCGUUGGCCGUCCAGGUCAACUCUUAUCUACCGGAUUAUUCAUUCUCGGCGAAGGCGACGUUCCGGUUGCUGCGGAAGCUGGACUCCGUCUUUGCGUCGCUCCUGCUGGGGGAGGAUGUGGACUCCGGGGCGUCGUUGCCGGGGUUUGAGGCACGGACGAACGUAGUCUCGAUGACGGAGAAGGUGCGUAUUAAGAGUAUUGCGGAGACCUGUCGGGUUGUGGUUGUGGAGGCGAGGGAGCAGGAGGAUCUUGGCGAUGAUGAUGAUGAUGAUGAUGAUGAUGAUGAUGAUGGUGAUGAUGGUGGUGGUGAGAGGAAUGGGUUUGGGGAUAGUAGUGAGAACGAUGAUGAGGAUGAGUUGAUGGAUGAUGCGUUGGGGAUGGAUGAGUAUCCGAUUCCCGGUAGGUGGGAGAUGGAAACGGCCAAGGUGUACGAGAAGACGAUCCAAUUGCUUGGGGAUGAGUUGGGGCAGGCCGAUCCUGGGGAGUUCUGCGAUACUGAUAUGGCUGCUGGGGAGGAAGCCGGCCAAUGCGAUGGAUCACUCACUGUCUGGUGA